AUGGAGGCUGUUGCGUCGAGGAGAAUUGCUGUUGCAAUGUCAGGUGGUGUUGACUCGACAGUGGCAGCAUAUUUGUUAAAAGAGAGAGGUUACAAUGUGACUGGCAUUUUUAUGCAAAACUGGGACGAGAUGGAGGAGCGAGGUGUCUGCACUGUUGAUGGCGAUUACCGUAAAGUCCAAGACGUGUGUCACCAUCUGCAGAUCCCAUGCAGACGAGUUAAUUUUAUUAAAGAAUAUUGGAACGAAGUCUUCAGUUCAUUCCUUCACGACUAUAAAACGUUGUUAACACCAAACCCCGACAUUCUCUGCAAUCGUAAGAUUAAAUUCGACAUUCUUCGUCGAUACGUCAACAACCUCGGCUUCGAUCAUCUUGCCACUGGACACUACGCACAACUGCAUAACACACCAGAUGGCACCCGACUAUUACAAUCAGUUGAUAUCAAUAAGGACCAAACAUAUUUCUUGUCCUGCGUGCCGGGCACAGCACUCACCAACGUUCUAUUCCCUCUCGGUCGACUACCAAAGACGAAGGUUAAGACCAUAGCAGAGAAGAUUGGUCUACAAUGGGUUGCCAAACAAAUGGAGAGUAUGGGCAUCUGUUUUAUUGGUCGACGAUCCAUCAAUGACUUCUUGCAAUUAUAUUUAGAGAAACAUCCGGGUUCUAUUGAGACGAUUGAUGGGGAAGUCGUUGGAGAGCACAACGGCUUGUUCUGUUACACAAUCGGACAGAGAGUACGGUUGCCCGGGUUACAGACUAAACUGUAUGUGGCCGAGAAAGAUGAGGCGAGGAAUGUGGUGGUAGUCGUUCCAGGGUGGGAUCAUCCGGUAUUGUAUACUUCACGAUUUUGUGCAAACAAAGUCAAUUGGAUUACCUCAAAAUCGCCAUGGCAACUGGCUCAGUAUGGGGUGUUACAUUGCAGUGUGCGUGUGCGGCAUCAACAGCCACUGGUUGACUGCACAGUGCAGAUUGAUGGCUCUGUGAUUAGGGAUGAGGAUUGUGAUGAGGCUGUGGUAGUGAAAACGGGAGAAUCGAUUCGUGCUGUGACACCCGGGCAGGUGGCUGCAUUCUAUCUGCAGGAUGAAUGCUUGGGAGGCGCCAAGAUUACAACCAGAUUGAUAUCAAUAAAUUCAUAAUACUAUUGAUAUCAAUAACUAUUA
Messenger RNA from Corticium candelabrum, 1158 nucleotides. Its product is annotated as tRNA-specific 2-thiouridylase MnmA-like. The record is from RefSeq and is a predicted model, not a curated record. Lineage: Eukaryota; Metazoa; Porifera; Homoscleromorpha; Homosclerophorida; Plakinidae. Gene Ontology annotation, biological process: tRNA wobble position uridine thiolation. The transcript has 3 exons. Gene Ontology annotation, molecular function: sulfurtransferase activity. The coding region runs from base 1 to 1134 and encodes 377 amino acids. Gene Ontology annotation, cellular component: mitochondrion.